GUUCAUAUUAUAAGAUGAACAGGAGGAAGAAAGAUUUCGGGAUAGGAGACAAUGAAAGCGAAUUCUACGAUGGAAAGAUGAAAAAGAAUGAGCAGUCAAUGUCGUCGGCAUCUAUGACAUCAUCGGUGAAAGAGGAUAUGGAACCUGUGCAGUGUAGGUGCGGACUUACAAGCCCAAUUAUAACAUCCACUACUAUAAAAAAUCCUGGGAGGCGAUUCUAUGGGUGUGCUAUGUAUGACCGUAAAAAGAAAGCUGGCCAAUGUCCUUUUUUCCAAUGGUAUGACAAAGAAACCUGUGCUCGCGGAAGGGAGGUCCUACCUGCGCUGUAUAAACAAGUUCAUUCCCUGAAAUGUGAAGUGUCAUUACUUAGGGGCAAACUAAAGAUCCAAACAUAUUUGUUGGUUUUUUUGUUGGUGAUUUGUGUACUGUUGAUUUGUCUAAGGUUGAUGGGGCAUUGAGGCAUGGGAAUGAGGCAAUUAGAUUAUUAUCAGUGAAAUGGACUAUCUGUUUUGUUGUUGUCAAGGAUAUUGUUUACUUACCUAUGUUGUCCACGUGGAUAUAUGGUUAUGUCUUCUAUGUAACAAUUACGUAAAAAUCCUGCUUGUUCGUAAUUAUCAGGUUGUUCGUAAUUAUCAGGUCGGCUGAUUACUUUUA
Corylus avellana is the source of this 654-nucleotide messenger RNA. NCBI's taxonomy places the organism in Eukaryota, Viridiplantae, Streptophyta, Magnoliopsida, Fagales, Betulaceae. The record is from RefSeq and is a predicted model, not a curated record.